UACCUAAGCUCUGUGUUAAAAAUGUGUUAUCAUUUUUAAUUUUUCGGAAUUUUACUAAAAAAAUCUUUACAUUUAAAACUAUAACUUUUGAAAAAUAUAUUUACUUUUUAGUAAACGUUUUCACUGUGAUAUUAUUUGAUCUCUUUGGUAUUUGAAUAUGGAAUUUUUGUCGCGUAAAGUCAGAUCGAACGGGCAGCUUGACACCCGUCAGGUGAAUGGCGCGGGCACUUUACAGAGUACACGGAGCGAGUGCGCCAUGGGUCCCCCCGCGGUGCGAGACAAAACCAGCGCGUUCGGCGGCGAACGGCAGUCGCUGGCCGACGCCAGAGCCAAGUGCACGUACGACGCUAUGGACCGCGACAGACUCGGGCUGUGGGGCUGCGGGGACGGACAGUCCUCCAGCCGGCUGUCAGGGCUUGACCGGCUCAAACAUCCCGGCCUGAACAAGGGCUUGGCGUUCACGAUCGAGGAGCGCCAGAUGCUGGGCAUCCACGGGCUGUUGCCAGCUCGUGUAAAGAGUCAGGAGGAACAGGUGCAGCUCUGCAAGCUCUCCAUCGACCGCUAUGAAGAGCCCUUGAACAAGUACAUCUACCUCAUGGGACUCUUGGACCGUAACGAGCAUCUGUUCUACCGCUUCCUCGGCGAGAACGUGGCGGAGAUGAUGCCCAUCGUGUACACUCCCACCGUGGGGCUGGCCUGCCAAAAGUACGGGCUCAUCUACCGUCGCCCGCGCGGGCUCUUCAUCACCAUCCACGACAAGGGACAUGUCUACGACAUCCUUAAGAACUGGCCUGAGACGGACGUCCGUGCGAUCGUGGUGACGGACGGCGAGCGCAUCCUGGGCCUGGGCGACCUGGGCGCGUGCGGCAUGGGCAUCCCCGUCGGCAAGCUGUCGCUCUACACCGCGCUGGCCGGCAUCAAGCCGCACCAGUGCCUGCCCAUCACGCUAGACGUGGGCACCAACACCCAGUCGCUCCUGGACGACCCGCUGUACAUCGGUCUGCGGCACAAGCGCGUCCGCGGCGCCGCCUACGACGAGUUCGUCGAAGAGUUCAUGUGCGCCGUGGUGCGCCGCUUCGGACAGAACUGCCUCAUCCAGUUCGAGGACUUCGCUAAUGCUAACGCUUUCAGGCUGCUCGAGAAGUACCGUGGCAAGUACUGCACUUUCAACGAUGAUAUUCAAGGCACCGCGGCGGUGGCGGUGGCCGGGCUUCUUGCCAGCUUAAGGCUCACCGGUACCAAGCUGUCGUCGAAUACCAUCGUCUUCCAGGGCGCUGGCGAGGCUGCUCUCGGAAUCGCGGAGUUAUGCGUGAUGGCAAUGAAGGCGGAAGGCACAAGCGACGCGGACGCGCGCGCGCGCAUAUGGAUGGUGGACUCCAAGGGCCUCAUCGUGAAGGACCGGCCCGAAGGCGGCCUGAACCAUCACAAGGAGAAGUUCGCACAAAAUCGUCCCACCAUCAAGACACUUGCCGAAGUCGUUGAAACUGCCAAGCCUACAGUGCUUAUCGGUGCGGCUGCGAUUGGCGGAGCGUUCACGCCGGCCAUCCUCCAGCGCAUGGGCGAGUUCAACGACAAGCCGGUCAUCUUCGCGCUGUCCAACCCCACCAGCAAGGCCGAGUGCACUGCCGAAGCCGCUUACUCCAACACCGGCGACCGCGCGAUCUUCGCGUCCGGCUCGCCGUUCCCCGAGUACCGCGCCAAGGACGGGCGCGUGCUGCGGCCCGGGCAGGGCAACAACUCCUACAUCUUCCCCGGCCUGGCGCUCGGCAUCAUCUGCGCCGGCCUCAUCGACAUCAGCGAGGACUUCAUGCUGCUGGCAGCCGAGUCCUUGGCGGAGAUCGUGUCGGACGACGACUUGGCGCACGGCGGACUGUACCCGCCGCUUGAGACCAUUCAAGACUGCUCGGUCAAGAUCGCCAAGAAGAUCGUUGAGCGCGCCUACAAGACUGGCAAAGCGACUGUGCAGCCGCAGCCGCUGGACACGGAGGCGUUCAUCCGCGCGCAGAUGUACGACGUGCGGUACGGCAACGCCGUGCCCCCCGUGUACUCGUGGCCCAGCGAGCCCCGCGUCGACGUCGUCUAACCUAUACUACCAGCCUACCACCAACCCGGCGAUCACGAAUCACUAACUAACCUUCUAUUUAACUACACAAGGUUCACUGUGUGUAUGUAAAUUCAAUGUGGUACAGAUGUAGUACAAAUGUGCUGAGCAACUUUCUUUUGCGCGUAAAGUUCAGUAUAAUAAAGAUCGUAAUUAGGAGGUAAAUUAGUGACUAGUGAUUUAUUGUCAGUAUACCUUGAAGUCGCUUAUGUCAUAGCUUGGUACAAUAAAAUUAUCACUCCGGAUUUUCCAGAUAUGUAUUAACAGUGGUAAAAUUGGUAUAAAUUGUUAAUUACAACGACUUUAAGGGUACCUAUGUAUGUGUGCUAUGGGACACCUUUCUUACCGACCCAAGCUACAAUAAGCAUGAAAGCAGUUUGCAAUCUGUGAUGCAACGUAUAUAUUUAUAUAAACUUAAGUUUAAAUUUUUUGAAGAAAUAUCUACUUAAUAUGAAUUUUCAAACAAGUUAAAAUUUAAGUUAAGUGCAUUUACGUGCCGAGUAGGCAUUUUUGAGAAAAUUGUUAGUGCUUUGCUACAAAUUAUAUAAGUAAAUUAAAUUAUCCCUGAACUGCAGUUACUGUAGAAAAAAGAUAACAAAAUAAAUAAAUAGUUAAGGCACUUCUAU
This is a messenger RNA of Cydia splendana, 2727 nucleotides long. Its product is annotated as NADP-dependent malic enzyme-like. The record is from RefSeq and is a predicted model, not a curated record. Gene Ontology annotation, cellular component: mitochondrion. NCBI's taxonomy places the organism in Eukaryota, Metazoa, Arthropoda, Insecta, Lepidoptera, Tortricidae. Gene Ontology annotation, biological process: malate metabolic process; pyruvate metabolic process. The coding region runs from base 158 to 2083 and encodes 641 amino acids. The transcript is spliced from 12 exons. Gene Ontology annotation, molecular function: NAD binding; malate dehydrogenase (decarboxylating) (NADP+) activity.